Messenger RNA from Rhipicephalus sanguineus (brown dog tick), 648 nucleotides. It is a transcript of the gene baf, whose product is annotated as barrier-to-autointegration factor. Lineage: Eukaryota; Metazoa; Arthropoda; Arachnida; Ixodida; Ixodidae. The record is from RefSeq and is a predicted model, not a curated record. Gene Ontology annotation, molecular function: DNA binding. Bases 215 to 487 code for a protein of 90 amino acids. The transcript has 3 exons.
GUUCGGAUUCGCAACUUUGGUUGCAAUUUUGGUGAUUUCAUCCGUUUGAUAUUCAAAAAUAAGCACUGCACCGGGUGGCGGUUCGUCGUGUGGGGCCUGUGAUAGUUACAAUUUUUAAGGGCAGCUGCGGUUAGUAGGCCCUGCUGACAUCUUCUGAGACUUCUAGGGAAGCCUUUCGUCUAUCCGACUGAAAGAAGCCAACAAAGAUCCAGCCAUGUCGUCGACCUCACAGAAACAUCGCAACUUUGUCUCCGAGCCGAUGGGCGAGAAGGCGGUCACAGACCUUGCCGGCAUUGGCGAGGUUCUUGGCAAGCGGUUAGAACAAAAGGGCUUCGACAAGGCGUACGUUGUCCUCGGGCAAUUCCUUGUCCUGAAGAAGAACAAGGACAUCUUCGUCGACUGGAUGAAGGACAUCUGUGGCGCCAACAACAAGCAGGCGACGGACUGCUACCAGUGUUUAUACGACUGGUGCGACGAGUUCUUGUGAAAUGUCGGACUUUUUCAACAGCAACUAGCCGACUGUAAAUACCAAGGGGACUUUCUUGGUUCUGUGACGCCUAUCUCAAAUAACUAAGUGCAGUUUUAACGAGGAUUCUUCUUACUUUUCUGUGUUUUUAUUUUGCUAAUAAAAUAUUUUAUUCCCUGCUC